Paramisgurnus dabryanus is the source of this 5408-nucleotide messenger RNA. The record is from RefSeq and is a predicted model, not a curated record. Lineage: Eukaryota; Metazoa; Chordata; Actinopteri; Cypriniformes; Cobitidae.
GUGUGUUGUUGUAAAUGUUGUUUGAUGUGUGUGAUGUAGAUCAUCUUCCUCUCAGACUGAGUGGAGGGAAGGGUUUGUGUUCGGGGAGACUGGAGGUUUAUCAUAACUCUGUGUGGGGUUCAGUCUGUGAUGAUCUGUGGGACAUCAGAGAUGCUCAGGUGGUCUGCAGGCAGCUGGGUUGUGGAGCAGCAUUGAGUGCUGAUGGGAAUGAAGCGUUUGGUGCUGGUGAAGGUGUUGUGUGGAUGAACAGAGUCGAGUGCAGAGGGACUGAGAUUCACCUGUGGGACUGUCCUCAUGUCCUGAAAAAUCACACUGACUGCUCACACAAAGAACAAGUUAGACUCAUCUGUGCAGAUUUGAAUGUGAGGUUGGUGAAUGGUGGCGGUCAUUGUUCUGGUAGAGUUGAGGUUCUUCAUGAUGGUCAGUGGGGAACAGUGUGUCAUUAUGAUUGGGAUCUGACAGAUGCUGCAGUGGUGUGUAGAGAGCUGAACUGUGGAGAGGCUGUACAGCCUACAUAUUCAACUUACUUUGGAGAAGGAUCAGGACCAAUCACAAUGGCUUAUGUGAAGUGUAAUGGAUCAGAGUCCUCACUGAAGAACUGUAGAUCAUAUGAAGAGUAUAUUCAGCACUGUUCUCACGCUCAAGAUGCUGGUGUGAUCUGCUCAGGUGAGUUCACAAGACUUGUUAAUGGACCUCAUCAGUGCUCUGGAAGAGUCGAGCUGCUUCGUGGUAACACCUGGAUGUCAGUGUGUGAUGCUGUGUUUGAUGAUCAGGAUGCAGAGGUUGUGUGUAGAGAGAUGAACUGUGGGGUUCCUGUACAGCUGCUGGGUGCAGAUACUUUUGGUAAAGGAGAGGAGCAGGUGUGGGCACAAGAGAUUCAAUGUAGAGGAAAUGAAUCCCUCAGUCGAUCAUGUUCAUCAUCUACUACAACUAAAAAAACCUGCUCUCAUGACAAAGUUGUGGGACUGAGAUGUUCUGGUUACUUUGACCACAGACUGAUGAACGGUCCUGAUAUCUGCUCUGGUCGAGUUGAAGUUCGGCACCUUAAUGAGUCGAGGACAGUUUGUGAUGCAUGCUGGGAUAUGAGAGCUGCCAAUGUUCUCUGUAGAGAGCUGAAUUGUGGGAUUGCUGUGUCUGUUGUGGGAGUGGACUGGUUUGGAGAGGGAUCUGGUAAAAUCUGGGCUGAUGUGUUUGAUUGUCAGGGGAAUGAAACAAAACUCUCAGAAUGUUCAAUCUCUUCAUGGAGUCGAGCUGAAUCCUCUCAUAAACAAGAUGUUGGAGUCAUUUGUUCUAAUUCCUCUCUGUCUCUUCAUGAUGGUCGAGUGAGGUUGUCUGGAGAGAGAGAGUGUGAGGGUGAGGUGGAAGUUUACAUUCAUCAGGUUUGGAGGAGAGUUCUGCUGGACUCCUGGAGUCUCACUGAAUCCUCUGUGGUCUGCAGACAGCUGGGCUGUGGCUCUGUGCUGAACUUCACUAACUCCUCUUCAUCCAGUGAUGAAAACAGUUAUGAGUGUGUGAUGGGCUUCCAGUGCUCUGGGACUGAAGAUCAUCUGAGGAACUGCAGCUCUCCACAAACUCUCAACUGCAGCGCAACACAACAGCUGGCAAUCACCUGCCAAAGUCAGAACUCCAUGAGGUUGGUGGGUUCUGGUGGAGAUUGUGCAGGAAGGCUGGAGGUUUUUCACAAAGGCUCAUGGGGUACAGUGUGUGAUGACUCCUGGGAUAUUAAAGAUGCUCAUGUGGUGUGCAGACAGCUGCAGUGUGGAGUGGCUCUCAGUAAUCAGCCAGUACCAGCCUGGUUUGGUCCUGGUUCUGGACCCAUAUGGCUGGAUGAUGUGAACUGUGAGGGGAAUGAGACGUCACUGUGGAGCUGCUCUUCAAGGGUCUGGGGAGAUCAUGACUGUAAACACAAGGAGGAUGUAGGAGUCGUGUGUUCAGAGUUUAAAGAGCUCAGGUUAACUGAAGGCUGUGAAGGGAAUGUGGAGGUUUUCUACAAUGGAUCCUGGGGUAAUGUUUGCUGGAAUCAGAUGAACAAAGACACAGCGAGUCUAAUCUGUCAAGAGCUGAACUGUGGAAGAUCUACCAGUGAACCCAAUAAUUCAAAUGGACUGAGGUCUCAGAAUUGGUUGGAUUUCUUUAAAUGUCGAUCACAUGACUCCACUAUAUGGCAGUGUCCAUCUUCUCCCUGGGGACAGGAUUACUGUAGUACAGAUGAAGUGGCCAACAUUAUCUGCUCUGAUAAGGUGAUUCAUGAAGUUCCUCAGAGUCGUCUGUCAUGUUCUGCAUCACCAUCUCCUCAUCAGAGACAAUGUUCAAAGGACAUACUAGAUGAUUAUGAUGAUGUCAUCAUUAUUGGACAGAGUUCUCGAGCUGUAACAGAGGAUGUUCAUGAGGAGUAUGAUGAUGUGAAAAAUCAUGCAGAUCAUCUCUACAUCUCUACAGACAGCUUAAGGCUGGCUGGUGGCAGUGAUUCUUGUGCUGGUAGACUGGAGGUUUAUUAUAAAGGAGCAUGGGGAACAGUGUGUUUUGAUUAUUGGGAUAUGACAGUCGCAUCAGUGUUGUGUAUGCAGUUGGGCUGUGACAGUAAUCCAGACACAAUACAUUAUGCUCACUUUGGACCGGGAUCAGGAAACAUUUGGAAGGUUAACAUUGAUUGUAGCGGAUCAGAAUCCACAGUACUGAAAUGCAAUAGAAUGGCAAUUUAUGAUCCUAACUGUAAUCACAAUGAAGAUAUUGGAGUUAUCUGCAGAGGACUUAAACUGGUUGGAGGUUCUCGCUGUUCUGGGAGAUUAGAGAUACCUCGAGGAAACACCUGGAUGUCAGUGUGUGAUGCUGUGUUUGAUGAUCAGGAUGCAGAGGUUGUGUGUAGAGAGAUGGGCUGUGGACCUCCUGUACAGCUGUUGGGUGCAGAUACUUUUGGUAAAGGAGAGGGGCAGGUGUGGACACAAGAGAUUCAAUGUAGAGGAGAUGAAUAUCAGUUUGAUCUUUGUCCAACAUCACCUUCAACAAUCAACUGCUCCCAUGAAAAUGAUGUUGGCAUUGUAUGUGCUGACACACUGAGAUUAGUUGGUGGUAGCGGUCAUUGUUCUGGUAGAGUUGAGGUUCUUCAUGAUGGUGAAUGGGGAACAGUGAAUCAUGAUGGUUGGGAUCUGAGAGAUGCUGCAGUGGUGUGUAGAGAGCUGGACUGUGGAGAGGCUGUAGAUGCACCGACACAUGCCCAUUUUGGAGAAGGGAAAGGGCCAAUCUGGAUUAAUAAUUUACACUGUACUGGACAAGAUUCUGACCUGAGACACUGCAGAAAAGAUAGAUGGCGGAAACAGGAUGGUAAACAUAUAAAUGAUGCUGGAGUCGUCUGCUCGGCAAUCAGGCUGGUUGGAGGUUCUCGCUGUUCUGGGAGAGUUGAGAUGCAUCGAGGAAACACAUGGAUGUCAGUGUGUGAUGCUGUGUUUGAUUAUCAGGAUGCAGAGGUUGUGUGUAGAGAGCUGAACUGUGGGGUUCCUGUACAGCUGCUGGGUGCAGAUACUUUUGGUAAAGGAGAGGAGCAGGUGUGGACACAAGAGAUUCAAUGUAGAGGAGAUGAAUCACUCAUUCGAUCAUGUUCAUAUUCUUCACGUAAAGUAACCUGCUCUCAUGACAAUGAUGUGGGACUCAUAUGUUCUGGUUUCUCUGACCUCAGACUGGUGAACGGCUCUGAUAUCUGCUCUGGUCGAGUUGAGCGUCAGUAUUUCAGUAAAUGGGGCUCAGUGUGUGAUGAGUGCAUGAAUAUGAGAGCUGCCAAUGUCCUCUGUAGAGAGCUGAAUUGUGGGAUUGCUGUGUCUGUUGUGGGAGUGGACUGGUUUGGAGAGGGAUCUGGUGAAAUCUGGGCUGAUGUGAUUGAUUGUCAGGGGAAUGAAACAAAACUCUCAGAAUGUUCAAUCUCUUCAUGGAGUCGAGCUGAAUCCUCUCAUAAACAAGAUGUUGGAGUCAUUUGUUCUAAUUCCUCUCUGUCUCUUCAUGAUGGUCGAGUGAGGUUGUCUGGAGAGAGAGAGUGUGAGGGUGAGGUGGAAGUUUACAUUCAUCAGGUUUGGAGGAGAGUUCUGCUGGACUCCUGGAGUCUCACUGAAUCCUCUGUGGUCUGCAGACAGCUGGGCUGUGGCUCUGUGCUGAACUUCACUAACUCCUCUUCAUCCAGUGAUGAACACAGUUAUGAGUGUGUGAUGGGCUUCCAGUGCUCUGGGACUGAAGAUCAUCUGAGGAACUGCAGAUCUCCACAAACUCUCAACUGCAGCGCAACACAACAGCUGACAAUCACCUGCCAAAGUCAGAAUUACAACAUCUGUCAAAGGUCCAUCAGGUUGGUUGGUUCUGGUGGAGAUUGUGCAGGAAGGCUGGAGGUUUUUCACAAAGGCUCAUGGGGUACAGUGUGUGAUGACUUCUGGGAUAUUAAAGAUGCUCAUGUGGUGUGCAGACAGCUGCAGUGUGGAGUGGCUCUCAGUAAUCAGCCAGUACCAGCCUGGUUUGGUCCUGGUUCUGGACCCAUAUGGCUGGAUGAUGUGAACUGUGAGGGGAAUGAGACGUCACUGUGGAGCUGCUCUUCACGGGUCUGGGGAGAUCAUGACUGUAAACACAAGGAGGAUGUAGGAGUUGUGUGCUCAGAGUUUAAAGAGCUCAGGUUAACUGAAGGCUGUGAAGGUAAUGUGGAGGUUUUCUACAAUGGAUCCUGGGGUAAUGUUUGCUACAAUCAGAUGAACAGAGACACAGCGAGUCUGAUCUGUCAAGAGCUGAACUGUGGAAGUUCUGCCAGUGAAUUCAGUUCUUCAGGUGCACUGAGGUCUCAGAAUUGGUUUGAUUACUUUAAAUGUCGACCACAUGACUUCACUUUAUGGCAGUGUCCAUCUUCACCCUGGGGACAGAAUCACUGUGGUCUAAAUAAGGUUGUUAAAAUUACCUGUUCAGAUCAUCUUCCUCUCAGACUGAGUGGAGGGAAGGGUUUGUGUUCGGGGAGACUGGAGGUUUAUCAUAACUCUGUGUGGGGUUCAGUCUGUGAUGAUCUGUGGGACAUCAGAGAUGCUCAGGUGGUCUGCAGGCAGCUGGGUUGUGGAGCAGCAUUGAGUGCUGAUGGGAAUGAAGCGUUUGGUGCUGGUGAAGGUGUUGUGUGGAUGAACAGAGUCGAGUGCAGAGGGACUGAGAUUCACCUGUGGGACUGUCCUCAUGUCCUGAAAAAACACACUGACUGCUCACACAAAGAACAAGUUAGACUCAUCUGUGCAGGGAGUCUCAUCUCUGAAGAACAGCAUUCUGAAGAUGCUGAUGAAACAGUGGACGUGCCAGAGAAUUAUGAUGAUGUCAUCAUUAUUAGACAGAACAUUCAAGAUAUAAAUGACUAUGAGGAUAUUAGAGUGGAGACAUACACAGAGAGACGGUCUAUUUGA